Molecule: messenger RNA, 1519 nt
Organism: Mya arenaria
Lineage: Eukaryota; Metazoa; Mollusca; Bivalvia; Myida; Myidae
Product: cysteine and glycine-rich protein 1-like
Exons: 6
Coding region: 200-769 (189 amino acids)
Biological process (GO): sarcomere organization; muscle tissue development
Cellular component (GO): cytoplasm; Z disc; nucleus
Molecular function (GO): actinin binding; structural constituent of muscle
Source: RefSeq, a predicted model, not a curated record
UAGCCUACCACAACAGGAGGAAAGUUUACCUGGGAACGUGUGCAAAAGUUUCAAAUAAAAAAAUCCUGCUGAAGCUGAGGCGAGAUCCAGAACAGGGUUCGUGUGCAAAGAAUAAACAUUUUGGAAGGAAGCUAAUAUAAUUUCUGUGCUCGAAAGUGGGGUUGAGUUUGUGUCCUAUAUCCGGAAGUGGUCAGUCAGUAUGCCGUUCAAGCCCCCGGAACAGGCCAAGUGUCCGCUGUGCGGCAAGGCGGUGUACGCCGCCGAGGAGCGUCUAGCUGGCGGGAAGAAAUGGCACAAGUUCUGCUUCAAGUGCGGGUUGUGUAACAAGUUGUUGGACAGCACAACUUGCGCGGAGCACGAGGGGAUGAUCUUCUGCAAGGGUUGCCAUGGCAAGAAAUUCGGGCCCAAGGGGUACGGGUUUGGAGGUGGUGCGGGCGCCCUCAGCACCGAGACCGGCGAACAGUUCGGCAAUACGGAAACCGAUAUGCAGAGCCGUCCCCAGGAGGCCCACGUCGGAGGUUCGUACGGCGGACCGAAUGCCUGUGGGAGGUGCGGACGCACCGUCUACGAAAUGGAGAGAGUCAACGGCAUGGCAGAUGCCUGGCAUAAGACGUGCUGCUCGUGCAAGCUGUGCCACAAGAGACUUGAAGCCACCACGAUGAACAAGCACGAGAAGGAAAUCUACUGUAAAGGAUGCUAUUCCAAGCAUUACGGGACAUCAGGCUAUGGGUUUGGCCUCGGCGCUGGCUGUCUUUCUACAGGAACAUAAAUCCUUAGCUACAUUAACAAGAUCUGAUUAGUGAGCCCCAUUAACCAGAGGGUCCUUCGUGUGCUUUCUGCUGAAUGUCGUAAUGCUAAAUGUGGUUGUUUUUAUUUUUUAUACGGAAUUCCCGUUGUAGGGACCCACUGAAACUUGAAGUAAUCAAUCUAGUUUGCCUGGGGUAAUACCAUUAGCUACCAAGUGGUAUAAAUUAUGGGGAUGGUACCUUCUGGAAUAAACCUCGUUAUUUGAAUUUGUGUUCGCGCUUCACAUAGCCAUUGAAGAUGUUUAGGUAUCAUUACAUUAGUUCAUAUAGCAAUCAUCGUCAUCAAUUAGUCUUUUGUACGUUUUGGGUGUUUUUGAGGAUUGAAGAAAGUAUGGGACAGAUGUGGCGAAAAUGCGCUUUUUAAAAUAUAGAUGCUUCAUGUACAUUCAUAAAUCGAGAAUUGAAGUGUGUGUUUUAUUUAUUAUUUAUUUGGAGAUAUAUUGGUUUAUUUUUAAUGUAAUUGUAGUUAUGAUUUGGGUCGGCUAUAACUGUUUAUGUUGAAAUUGAUUUGAAUAAUUUAUUAUUUAUAAAGACUGUUCUGUGCAUGGUCAAUACAAAUUAAUAUAUUCGUUUGUAUGAAUGAAUGAAUGAAUGUAAAUGUAUGGAAGGUAUAUAACAUUUAUAAAAUCAUUGUCAUCAUGAACUCUUAUUCAUAUCGUGUUUAAUGUGCUUUUAGAAAAACGAUCAAAACAAUAAAUUUGCAAAAAAAAUAA